Gopherus evgoodei (Goodes thornscrub tortoise) is the source of this 7379-nucleotide messenger RNA. It is a transcript of the gene PPM1K, whose product is annotated as protein phosphatase, Mg2+/Mn2+ dependent 1K. NCBI's taxonomy places the organism in Eukaryota, Metazoa, Chordata, Testudines, Testudinidae. Gene Ontology annotation, biological process: protein dephosphorylation. Bases 427 to 1650 code for a protein of 407 amino acids. Gene Ontology annotation, molecular function: protein serine/threonine phosphatase activity; cation binding. The record is from RefSeq and is a predicted model, not a curated record. The transcript has 9 exons.
CCCAUCUGUGGAUCUAUUGGGUAAGGGAGCUGCCAGCGUGACGGGGAGUCAGGUUUCCUCCUUUACUUGGGCAAUUGCCACAAAACAUUUCGAGAAUUUCUCCGAGACGGCUGCGGAAGGAGGAUCAGUCGGUCCGGGUGGCUUCGUUCGGUGCAUUGAAAAGACAGGGCGAAACAGCCUUUGCACGCUUUUCCUUAACGCGGUCCCAGCCAGGAUAAGAGAGCUGCAUGUGAAGGGUCCUUAGGGCAUGACCUAGUUCUCGGUUUGAUUGUUCCAUGGGGAAGAUACUGCUCAAAACUAAGGCUCUGAUCCUGCAAACACCUGUGCAUCUGCUUAACUUUGAAUAUUUCUCUCAUUGUCCUUGAAGACAUUCCGGAAGCUGUAUAUUGAUCUUUCAUUUACUGCAAAGCUCUGUGGAAUCAAGUUAUGUCAACAGCUGCUUUAAUUAAUUUGGUUAGAAAUGGAGGGUAUCAAGUGAGAAGGAGAGCGCUGCUGACAUCCCGCCUCUUGCAAGACGACAAACGGUUGACUGCCGUGUGCCAGAGCUCCACCACAGAACGCAGGGCUUCCCGCUUCGAUCCAGACGGCAGUGGGCGUCCAGCCACAUGGGACACUUUUGGUAUCUGGGACAAUCGCAUUGAUGAGCCCAUACUCCUCCCACCCAGCAUAAAAUAUGGGAAGCCGAUUCCCAAAAUCAGUCUGGCCAAGGUGGGCUGCGCAAGCCAGAUUGGAAAACGGAAGGAAAAUGAGGACCGGUUUGAUUAUGCUCAGCUGACAGAUGGUGUCCUGUAUUUUGCAGUGUAUGAUGGGCAUGGCGGGGCUGCAGCAGCUGAUUUCUGUGCUAAGUACAUGGAAAAGUACAUUCAAGAAUUCCUUUCUCAGGAGAAGAAUUUGGAAACUGUGUUGACCAAAGCUUUUCUAGAAAUAGACAACGCAUUUGCGAGGCAUGCUCACUUAUCUGUUGAUGUACAGUGGAUUUUUAGGAUGAUGGAGUCCUUUAAAAAGAUGAUCUUCUUAAUUAUGGCAGAAAUUGAACAGGUCUUACAAUUCAUGCAUUCUUCAAGGAAUUGUGCAACCCUGCUGAACGCUGGGACCACUGCAACAGUGGCCCUGCUGCGAGAUGGUAUUGAACUGGUUGUGGCCAGUGUUGGGGACAGUCGUGCACUAUUGUGUCGAAAGGGAAAGGCCCUAAAACUCACCAUUGAUCAUACUCCAGAAAGGAAGGACGAGAAGGAAAGGAUAAGGAAAUGUGGUGGCUUUAUAGCGUGGAACAGUGUGGGUCAGCCCCAUGUGAAUGGUAGACUUGCAAUGACACGGAGUAUAGGAGAUUUGGAUCUUAAAAACAGUGGAGUAACAGCAGAGCCAGAAACUAAAAGGGUUCAGUUGCAUCAUGCAAGCGAUAGCUUCCUGGUCCUUACGACAGAUGGCAUUAACUUCAUGGUGAACAGUCAAGAGAUAUGUGACUUUAUUAACCAGUGCCACGAUCCCCCGGAAGCAGCCCAUGUUGUGAUUGAGCAGGCUAUACAGUAUGGUACUGAAGAUAACAGCACUGCUGUCAUAGUACCAUUUGGAGCCUGGGGAAAAUACAAAAACUCUGAGGUCAACUUCUCAUUCAGUCGCAGCUUUGCCUCGAGCGGAAGGUGGGCAUGAGGACCUGCUGGAAUCAGAUUUACUGUGCAGUAACCUGUAUGUCGCAUGCUACAGGAGAACACAUCUUGCCCAUUUAUUUUUCUCCCACUAUUGUACAAAAUAGUAAGCUUACUGCUUUCUGGGUAACAAACCCUAAUCAUGCACAUGUCUCAUUUUAAUUGAUGUUUUCAGAUUUUAGGCAGGUGUUCAUUUUACUGACUUGUUUUGUUUCCAAUCCCAGAAGAUGAUGGGUAGUCCUGUGCAGAUGGACUAGGUGCAGGGCAGUAAUCAAUACAUGUUUUGUUGUGACUGAUUUAUCCAGUUCUCUGUGAAAGAUUGCUACGCUGGAUAGACUGAGCCCUGUGCUCCCCCCGUGCACAAAACACCAGGGAGAGGAACAAACACGUAAUCAUGAGGAGACAAAAGGUGCCUGUUUUGUCUUCCACUGGGUCACAGCCACCAAAAAAUCCUUCUGCGCUUCAGAAGCAUGUGAAAAGUAGUGGCAUGGCUAGAGAGGAUUCAGGAAGAGGCUAUUCUAUGCAGCAAGCUCCUCUGACACAAUAGUGUAAGUUUAGCCCCAAAGUCCUGUCUAAAUUAAUGCUGCUAAGCAGAACAAUACCUUGACCUCUAAGCUCUGCAAGUCGAAGUAUGUGCAGGCCAGGAGCCAAACAUGCGUGGCAGCCAAGGCAGAUAUGCUGCCACUGGGGGCAGAGGAGAUUCCCUACAAUAGCCUGGAGUUUGUGAGGUCUCUGCUGUCCUAGGUCUCUGGCCAAUGUGGGAUUUGGAGGCCACAUUGCAGUCCUCUUUGUAAACCCCUGGCACAGUUUCACUGAGAGGGACAUGAAGCUGGUCUACAGGGUUGCAAAAGGCUGCGUAUUUUUCAAAUGAAGGGGCACUGUGAAUUUGAAUUCCAUUUCUUAAUGAUUUAAUUUCUAACUAUUCCAUUUUCUAGUUGAGCUCCCUGGAAACAGCGCAACAGGAAUGUUUUAAUUCUUUUAAAAAAUGAGAAAGGGCUUUUGUGCUCUCCAGAAAAGCCAGUUGCUAGUUGACUGCGUACAGGAUGCCAUCAAGUGCACAAAGUAAACUGGAAAAAGGGGAGUGUCAUGGGGCACAACACUCACCACUGAACUGGUACCUCCUCCUGGUCGCUCUGGGGAUUAGCUCAAGGAUGACAUCCCCCGUCCAUGGUUUGCACCCCGUCACUCUGUCUCACUUCUGCUGGCAGUCUUUCCAGGAACUGCCACAUCCUCUUCAGCUGCCCUCCAGCCAUGUCACUGCCUGUGUUUUCCUCUUCCAGGAGCUAGUACCUUGCAGUCUAUUCGUCCACCCAUUUCCAUCAGUGGCAAAUGUGGGGACCCAGACCCAUCUACUAUUCCAGGUCCCAACCCAGGGACCCUGUAGUUGGCAGCCACAUGCUGCCUCCCCUGACUGUUCAGCACAUUUCCCUGGGCCACUUCCUUGUUCACCUUUACUUCAGGGCCCCUGCUGCUCAGUCCCUGCAGACAGCUAGGUGCUCUCUCACUCCGGUCCCUGCCAGCAGCUGCCCUGACCAUGGUGCUAACGCCUCUUUUAGCUGCUAGGAACCCAGUCCUUACCCCUGGAGCUCCAGGCCAUGACUGCCCAAAUCUGACCCCCAGCUUCUUUUACAUGCAACCCCUGUCAGACUGGUUGCAGUCUGUACAGCCAUUCGAGGCCGCUCGGAGGCCUCCCCUCCACUGCUCCCUCCUGGGGUUAACCCCUUUCAUGGCAGUGUGAGAUAGACACCCCACCACAAGAAGAAAUACACUUUUUUUAUUUUUAACUAAUUUUUUAGCUUUUUUUAGCCUUGGGCAUUGCUUGUAGUUGCAGCACCUGCCAGAUUUUCAGACAGAAAUAUUAUUUAUUUAUUGCAAGUUGACAGCAUCUCUUUCUUUUUUCCUCUUCCAUUUUUUUUUUUAAUGUGGAAGGGGGAAUAUGGGAGUCAGUGUCAAAGUAGGCACACAGGGCCAGAUUCUGUUGACUUCUGUGAAAGGCCCCAAUUCAGGCCAGCUAAAGAUCUGUCCGAGAGCACCUAGUUCUGUUCUCACUUACUCCAUGGUAAAUCAGCUGCACAACUCUCCUGACAUCAACAGAGUUACACUAGUUAGACACCAGUGUAAGUAAAGUCAGGAAGAGUGAAAUUGGAGUUGAGUUCUCAUUAGUUUUGCCAUCAUAUUUUUCAUACUGGACCUGUUUCUGGCAAGAAAGAUUUUAAAAUGAAAUAAAUCACCUGAGGGAAAAUUCUGCUGAGCUGCCUGGUCAAACACUUAUUACAGUGUGAAUCUUAAACCUCUGUUACUUUAACCCUUCCUGUGCCCAGGCUCAAACUUGUACAGCCAUUCCAGAUGUUUCUGUUUGCAUAUAUUUAAAGAUGCAUGAGUAUCAUUUAGGCAACUAUGCUUAAUAUUGUACUGAAGUGCUUUGCAUACAGAUAGUGUCCUGCUUGUCUCAUUAUGCAGUGUAUUAUAUGGUGUAAAUAAUAUUUAUAUUGCUUUUAUAAGUAAAGAGUUUGUGAAACAAUAUUUGUAAAUAUAUAUAUAUAUGCAUAUAAUAUCCAAUGCUAUUGCAUAGCUCACUGGAAUGGGUGUAUAUUAGUGUUUUACAAUUAUAAUCCCUCCCUUCCCCCAGCUCCCAUUGCUGAGGGUUUGGAGUAAGAUUUUUGCUUUGGGUUGCGGGUUUGUGUCCGAAGUCCUGGGCCCAGCCCUGCUUCCCCUGAGUUGCCAGUAGUGGGAGUAAGAACAGGUUCUCAGUCUGGAACAAAUUGAUUCCCCAAUAAACGUGGGUUGGGUCUGUAUUUGAUGUUGACAAAACACUUCUUCCCUUGAGCAUUUAGAGUGAACUGGCCGCGCUGAAGUCAGUGGGAGUUUUGUCAUUGCCUUCAGUGGGGCUGUCUUUCCAUUCUGUGUCUCUUUGUGCACUUCUGGGACUCAACGGUUUAUUUCAGAACUUUAAAUGUGUAGGCCUGAGAGCAAGGCUUUCGAAGUGGCUAUUGCAUGUAUAGAGAAACUAACCACAGGACUCCUGCUGAAGACGUUUGUUGAGUAUACUAGAUCCAUAAUACACAGAUAGGCCACAUCUUUCUAUGGGUGCUACAAUAGCCUCCACUCACAGUGUACGUUCUGAGUGCUGCUUUGUGAAUGCAUGCCACUGAUAAUAAAGUGAGAAGAGAAGAAAGUGCUGCAGUGUGCAGUACUACUAGCCUUUCUCCUGCGACAACUGCAGCCUUGGUAACGAUACAAAUCUGAUGAUUUCCACUUAAUCCCUAGUGAAUGUUUAACCACAUGACAGAACCAUCCUUGCCUUGGUACAAGUAGCAGUUUGUUUUCAGGAGAGGCAUGGGAGUGGAGUAGCUGGGGUGGUGGCGCAGGCAACAAAUGAGAGAUGUGCAUUAGCAGAACUGUUUGGGAAGAGUUUUGCAGAAGGUCCAUUGACAUUUUGCCUCACUCCAGCUGGAGUCCCUCCCUUUCGUGUGGUCCAUUUCCCAUGUAUCCAGUCUGAAGGCACCUUAGACGUAGGCUUUUAGUAGCAGAUGUUUGAUUUAUUUAGUUCCGGUUUUUGUUAGGUUUCUAAUGUGCUCAAAUUGGAGUAGUGUUUGCCACUUUCUGAGCUGAACCCGUCUAUCGAAUGGCUGGUGAGUUAUGAAUAAUACCGUACCUGGAGCGUCUGUGCGACAGUUAAUAGGCGAGUAACUCAAAGAGUAGCUUGAAGAUGGGGUUUAAGUAUGACCCCUAACAAUGUUUCAAGUGGAAUGUGAGUUUAGGUUCCUUAGGGUUUUGCUACAUCAUUAUCCUAUAGCCUGUCACCUAGUUUUUUAGUGAAUUGGAGAUUGUUGAGUCUGUUGUCAGGCUGUCCUCUCAGAGAAAGAAUUAAUAAUUUCUUACCAUGUUAGGAAGGAAAUAGCCAAGAAGGGGAUAUGAAAAAGCUCUACAGAAUGUGUGGUGUAGAGGCGCUUAGAGCCUGUCAGAGGGAAGGAAGACGUGCAUUCUGAUAGUGUAUAGGGAUCAAAUUAACAGUCUCCUUCUAGCUUUUAGCCAGCUAUCUGCUUAUGUGGAAUAUCAAGGUGUCCAAGUCAAACUCAGGUGUUUCUCUACAUCCAAGACGCGUUUUAAAACAAUACAUUCUAGUCUGUCAGCCUCCUGCUGUCUCUGGCAGCUCCUAACACGUACACAGAGAAACUGGUCUUAAGCCCUCAGGGACCAGCAAAAAUCUGUGGCCUAAUAGAAGAGAUCUUUUAAAAUGUAGGAACAAAAUUGGUCUGAAAAAUCUGUGCCACUGUAGUUACAGUGGCCUUUUAUAACAGCAGUUGCCUAUUGUAAGAGGCUUUUAGUGCAGCACUAACUAUAUAUACGCAAUCGUUUUGUGAACUGAAUUAAAUGGAAUCUCUGUUUUUUUUACCUCAUAUGCAUCUAUUAUAUCAAUGGACAGGAGGUUGCUUUUGUAUGACAAGCUAAACUGUAUCUUGGAGGUGAACAGCAAAGCAGAGGAUUGUUUUGCUCUUCACUGGUUGUCCGGGCCCAAUUUUGAUGCAGGUAUGCAUGUUAAAUAGGGCUGAAAGCAAUUUCAGUGGAAUAGGGUACUACUCCUUGCGACUAAGUGUAUCACAAUCUAGCCCUUAGGAUGCAGAAAGACUGUUUCAGUAUUUUAAAAACUAUACACAUAGCAAUUUAUUUUUACUAUGAAGAUUAGGAGAGUUCCGUUUGCCUCACUCUUCUCUCUUUGCUGGAUGACCUUGGCAAGAUCUUUGGAGAAGCUGAGUAGUGAAGUCACAAGAGUAAUCCAAGCUACUGUUCUUUCUCCUCCAACUAAGUGGAGAAUGAAAUGCUGAUUCUUAGCUAGGGAUGUGGUGAAUUCUCCCUCACUUGCAGUAUUUAAAUCAUGUCUGAGGAUCUUUCUAAAAGAGAAUGCUCUGGCUCACACAGAAGUUAUGAGCUUGAUGCAGAGGUUGGGUGAAGUUCCAUGGCCUGUGAAAUACAGGUCGGACUAGUUGAUCGUAACGAUCCCUUCUGACCUUAAAAUGUAUGAAUCUGUGAAUAAUCAUGGAGUCAAAUUUGUGGUCAAAGUAAUGGUGGUGGGGGAAACAAAGUACUGAGGUUGCUGCUUAUUAUGUGUUUGGGGAAAAUGAAUUCUGGAUGAAAUCCUAGCCCUACUGAAAUCAAUGGCAAAACUCCCACUCACUUCAGUAGGGUCAGGAUUCCACCCUCUGUCUUUCGGUAGAUGGAAAGCUAUAAUUAAAGGCUUUUGACUUUUCCAGUUAAUACAGAACUAGAAAACAAUUUAUAUCAAUGAAAUGGAAUAAUGAAGAUUAGUUCUUCAUCUUUGACAAACUGUCACCGAUAGUUAGAUAAAUAGGUCAUUUAUCCAACUAGCUGAAUGUACUGUAUAUCCACUGUACAAGUGUGUUCCUUGCUGCUGAAGCUGCUAUGCCUCAGCACAGAGGCAGCUACAAGGUUUCCUCUUUACCUUAUGUUUUCAGUGUGGCAACUUUGCAUGUCAUGACUCUAUAAAUGCAAAAGUACAAUUGUGUAAACUUGUUACAUAGUUUACCUUGGGGCUACUUAGAUUUUCCAUGGUUCGAUGUACAUAUUUGGUGUAAUCAAAAUCCAUAAUUCAUCUACUACUUAAUUUGAAAUGAAUGUUCUGUUUUUUAACGUGUUUUUAACGAAGUAGCCGUACAAUGUGAACGGGCUAAAUAUGAAUGCUUAAAGGAUCUUUUAAUAAAGUUUUUGCGUCAA